CGGGCAACACCCGUCUGAGUCCCCACGAGAAGGAUCAAGCGUAAGGAGUGGGAGGCUCAUUCACGAUCAUCCCAACGCCCGUUUCUUCUUUCUCAUACUCUACCCCAACAACCACAAUGGCUGAGCCCGAACCCGAAGACAACCCCACCCUUGCACCACCGGAAGACACCGACCUCGCCGACGAGAUCCAGGACUGGCGCCUCCUCUCCUCCCUAACCUCCUCCAAAUCCGACCCCACAUCUCUCCCUCGCCGCGGCGAAAAGAAUUUUGAACCAGAUGGCACCAAUCGCCAGGAGAAAGUGUUGAAUGAGAGUAGAGAGGCGAUGAGGAGCGCCUUAGAGGUGGAAAGGAAGUUUGCAGGAAAGACGAGUUGUCAGUGUACCUGGCUCGAAGAACUUGGGCUUGCACGGGUUGACAAACUCAGAGGACCGCAUUUCAAGAACCUCGGCAUCGCUGCACCUCCCAACAUGACAGCGACCACUGCUGAUUCGCCCGUGGAGAAGACCAGUCUGGGAUACCUCCUCCCCGAAGAAACAAUCUACAUGCUUGAACGCGGCUCUCUUGAAGUGUUCUAUCCAUCUGGUAUCCCAAUGUCUCUCCAAGGCAUCUAUGCAGCAUGUAUUGGCUCUUCCAAGACACGGGUGGAGGCGGAGGUUUAUGCAGUUUAUGCUAGUCUGAAGAGGAGUGGGUAUAUUGUACGACGGGCUGCGACAUUUGAUGGGACGCCGGGUGAGGAGCAUCAUGUGCAGGAGGUGGUGGGAAGGAGUUUGUGGAGUCCGUGGGUGAGGGGGGUGUUCAGCUCGGUUUUUGCAGCAGCAUUCAAUCCCUCACAACCGCCGGUACGAACAACAGACGACUCAAUCAUCCCAACAGACCGGAAUUUCCGUCACUACGAAGAUGCGUACAAGCUCCUUUCCCUUGUGCCCUACCACUCCUUCUCCUCCCAAACCUCAUCGACAUCGACUUCGCAAAGCUCGGCAAAUGAGCCGGCUCAUCCUUCGCCUUGGCGAGUCCACUUCAACAUCUGGAAACCCACAACAAAAUUCAAACGCUCCGAACCACCUUCCCCCGACUUCCGUAUCAGUGUUGUCAGCUCACAGUCAACACACACCCCCUCCCUUACCGAUAUCAACGCUCUCCUCUCAACCAUUCCCUUCCCCCUAUCUCCACAGGGAGAAGGACAAGCUGGAGUUGGGGCACAAAUGAGAAAGCUGAAGGAGGGGAGGAAGAGCGUGUUGCUUGCUGUUGUGGAUAGUGGGGUAGUGAAUUAUUUGAGGAUUGGGGAUUUAAGUUUUGGGGAUGAGGGGGUUGUGUAUCCUAGACGGGGUGAUGAAGCGAAAAGAGGGCGGGGCGGCGGGAAAAGGAAGGGGGAGAGGGAGGGGACGCGGGAGGUGAUGAUUGGGGUGGGGACAGAUGAGAAGUGUGACGUGGGAAGUGAUGGAUAUUAACCUUCGAACGGAUGGGUGC
This is a messenger RNA of Saitoella complicata NRRL Y-17804, 1467 nucleotides long. RefSeq lists its product as uncharacterized. Gene Ontology annotation, biological process: tRNA-type intron splice site recognition and cleavage. Lineage: Eukaryota; Fungi; Ascomycota; Saitoellomycetes; Saitoellales; Saitoellaceae. The coding region runs from base 117 to 1448 and encodes 443 amino acids. The transcript has a single exon. The record is from RefSeq and is a predicted model, not a curated record. Gene Ontology annotation, cellular component: tRNA-intron endonuclease complex.